This is a messenger RNA of Cebus imitator (Panamanian white-faced capuchin), 4171 nucleotides long. It is a transcript of the gene KDM4B, whose product is annotated as lysine demethylase 4B. The transcript has 23 exons. NCBI's taxonomy places the organism in Eukaryota, Metazoa, Chordata, Mammalia, Primates, Cebidae. Gene Ontology annotation, biological process: chromatin remodeling. Bases 227 to 3706 code for a protein of 1159 amino acids. The record is from RefSeq and is a predicted model, not a curated record. Gene Ontology annotation, cellular component: nucleus. Gene Ontology annotation, molecular function: histone H3K9 demethylase activity.
GAGGGCUCGGCCGCCAGCAACCGAGCGGGGCCCGGCCCGAGCGGGGCCUGGGGGUGCGACGCCGAGGGCGGGGGAGCGCGCGCCGCUGCACCCGGACCGGGCCGCGCGCGCCGCCUCAGGACCGUCACCCUCGCUGGAGGCACCUGACAAAUCCUAGCCAAUUUGUGGAGCACCUCCACCCGGGAACCUCGCCAUCCAGAAGUGUGGUUCCUGCACAGCUGCAGCCAUGGGGUCUGAGGACCAUGGCGCCCAGAACCCCAGCUGCAAAAUCAUGACGUUUCGCCCAACCAUGGAAGAAUUUAAGGACUUCAACAAAUACGUGGCCUACAUAGAAUCGCAGGGGGCCCACCGGGCGGGCCUGGCCAAGAUCAUCCCCCCAAAGGAGUGGAAGCCGCGGCAGACGUACGACGACAUUGACGACGUGGUGAUCCCGGCCCCCAUCCAGCAGGUGGUGACGGGCCAGUCGGGCCUCUUCACGCAGUACAACAUCCAGAAGAAGGCCAUGACGGUGGGGGAGUACCGCCGCCUGGCCAACAGCGAGAAGUACUGUACCCCGAGACACCAGGACUUUGACGACCUUGAACGCAAAUACUGGAAGAACCUCACCUUCGUCUCCCCGAUCUACGGGGCCGACAUCAGCGGCUCUUUAUACGAUGACGAUGUGGCGCAGUGGAACAUCGGCAGCCUCCGCACCAUCCUGGACAUGGUGGAGCGCGAGUGCGGCACCAUCAUCGAGGGCGUCAACACGCCCUACUUGUACUUCGGUAUGUGGAAGACCACCUUCGCCUGGCACACUGAGGACAUGGACCUGUACAGCAUCAACUACCUGCACUUCGGGGAGCCCAAGUCCUGGUACGCCAUCCCGCCAGAGCACGGCAAGCGCCUGGAGCGGCUGGCCAUUGGAUUCUUCCCCGGGAGCUCUCAGGGCUGCGACGCCUUUCUGCGGCACAAGAUGACCCUCAUCUCGCCCAUCAUCCUGAAGAAGUAUGGGAUCCCCUUCAGCCGGAUCACGCAGGAGGCCGGGGAAUUCAUGAUCACAUUUCCCUACGGCUAUCAUGCCGGCUUCAAUCACGGGUUCAACUGUGCAGAAUCUACCAACUUUGCCACCCUUCGGUGGAUUGAUUACGGCAAAGUGGCCACUCAGUGCACGUGCCGGAAGGACAUGGUGAAGAUCUCCAUGGACGUGUUCGUGCGCAUCCUCCAGCCUGAGCGCUACGAGCUGUGGAAGCAGGGCAAGGACCUCACGGUGCUGGACCACACGCGGCCCACCGCGCUCACCAGCCCCGAACUGAGCUCCUGGAGUGCGUCCCGGGCCUCGCUCAAGGCCAAGCUCCUCCGCAGACAAAUUAGUCUGAAAGAAAGCAGACACUGGAGAAAGACUGAGGAGGAGAGGAAACCAAGUCUAGAAAGGAAGAAAGAGACCAAAAGGCCGGGGCUGUCGUCUCACCGGAAACGGAGUCAGCCCAAGAAGCCCAAGCCCGAAGACCCCAAGUCCCCAGGGGAGGGUGCGGCUGGGGUGCUCCUGGAGGAGGCCGGGGGCGGCGUGAAGGAGGAGGCCGGGCCAGAGGCCGACCCUGAGGAGGAGGAGGAGGAGCCGCAGUCACUGCCACACGGCCGGGAGGCCGAGGGCACAGAAGAGGAUGGGAGGGGCAAGCUUCGGCCAACCAAGGCCAAGAGCGAGCGGAAGAAGAAGAGCUUCGGCCCACUGCCCCCACAGCUGCCGCCGCCCACCCACUUCCCCUCGGAGGAGGCACUGUGGCUCCCGUCCCCGCUGGAGCCGCCGGUGCUGGGCCUGGGCCCCGCGGCCAUGGAGGAGAGUCCCCUGCCAGCGCCCCUCAACGUCGUGCACCCCGAGGUGCCCAGUGAGGAGCUAGAGGCCAAGCCUCGGCCCAUCAUCCCUAUGCUGUAUGUGGUGCCUCGGGCCGGCAAGGCGGCCUUCAACCAGGAGCACGUGUCCUGCCAGCAGGCCUUCGAGCACUUUGCCCAGAAGGGCCCGAACUGGAAGGAGCCGGCCUCCCCCAUGGAGCUGACAGGGCCCGAGGACGGUGGAGCCAGCAGUGGGGCCAGCCGCGCAGAGAGCAAGGCUCGGGCCGGAGAGGGGCAGGCACCAUCCACAUUUUCCAAACUGAAGAUGGAGAUCAAGAAGAGCCGGCGCCAUCCCUUGGGCCGGCCGCCCACCCGGUCCCCGCUGUCGGUGGUCAAGCAGGAGGCCUCAAGUGACGAGGAGGCAUCCCCUUUCUCCGGGGAGGAGGACGUGAGUGACCCCGAGGCUUUGAGGCCCCUGCUGUCCCUGCAGUGGAAGAACAGGGCAGCCAGCUUCCAGGCCGAGAGGAAGUUCAACGCAGCGGCUGCGCGCACGGAGCCCUACUGCGCCAUCUGCAUGCUCUUCUACCCCUACUGCCAGGCCCUACAGACUGAGAAAGAGGUGCCCCCAGCCUCCCUCGGAGAGGGCUCCUCAGCCACACCUCCCUCCAGAAGUGGCCAGAAGACGAGGCCACUGAUCCCCGAAAUGUGCUUCACCUCCGGCGGCGAGAACACAGAGCCGCUGCCGGCCAACUCCUACAUCGGCGACGAUGGGACCAGCCCCCUCAUCGCCUGCGCCAAGUGCUGCCUGCAGGUUCACGCUAGUUGCUAUGGCAUCCGUCCCGAGCUGGUCAACGAAGGCUGGACGUGUUCCCGGUGCGCGGCCCAUGCCUGGACUGCGGAGUGCUGCCUGUGCAACCUGCGAGGAGGCGCGCUGCAGAUGACCACUGACAGGAGGUGGAUCCACGUGAUCUGCGCCAUCGCCGUCCCCGAGGCGCGCUUCCUGAACGUGAUCGAGCGUCACCCGGUGGACAUCAGCGCCAUCCCCGAGCAGCGGUGGAAGCUGAAAUGCGUGUACUGCCGGAAGCGGAUGAAGAAGGUGUCGGGCGCCUGCAUCCAGUGCUCCUACGAGCACUGCUCCACGUCCUUCCAUGUGACAUGCGCCCACGCCGCCGGGGUGCUCAUGGAGCCGGACGACUGGCCCUACGUGGUCUCCAUCACCUGCCUCAAGCACAGGUCGGGGGGCCACGCGGUGAGUGUCUGCCCGCCUCCUCACCCCCGGCUCCCCGCCCCCGCUGGUGCCUGUGCUGACCGUCCGCCUGCCCCCACACCCUCUGCACCCUCCCAGGUCCAGUUCUUGAGGGCCGUGUCCCUAGGCCAGGUGGUCAUCACCAAGAACCGUAACGGGCUGUACUACCGCUGCCGCGUCAUCGGGGCCGCCUCGCAGACCUGCUACGAAGUGAACUUCGAAGAUGGCUCCUACAGUGACAACCUGUACCCUGAGAGCAUCACUAGUAGGGACUGUGCCCGGCUGGGACCCCCUUCCGAGGGGGAGCUGGUGGAGCUCCGGUGGACCGAUGGCAACCUCUACAAGGCCAAGUUCAUUUCCUCCGUCACCAGCCACAUCUACCAGGUGGAGUUUGAGGACGGGUCCCAGCUGACGGUGAAGCGAGGAGACAUCUUCACCCUGGAGGAGGAGCUGCCCAAGAGGGUCCGCUCUCGGCUGUCACUGAGCACGGGGGCGCCGCAGGAGCCUGCCUUCCUGGGGGAGGAGGCCAAGGCCGCCAAGCGCCCGCGCGUGGGCACCCCACUCGCCACGGAGGACUCGGGGCGGAGCCAGGACUACGUGGCCUUCGUGGAAAGCCUCCUGCAGGCGCAGGGCCGGCCCGGAGCCCCCUUCUAGGACAGCUGGCCGCUCAGGCGACCCUCAGCCCAGCGGGGCAGGCCAUGGCACGCCCUGGGCGUUCGCUUGCUGUGAAUUCCUGUCCUCGUGUCCCUGGCCCCCAAGAGGCCACCUCCAAGCCGCGGGUGCCCCCUAGGGCGACAGGAGCCAGCGGGACGCCGCACGCGGCCCCAGACUCAGGGAGCAGGGCCAGGCGGGCUCGGGGGCCAGCCGGGGUUGCACCCCACUCAACUACUCAGAAUUUUAAACCAUGGAAGCUCUCUUCUUCUCGAAAAGGUGCUACUGCAAUGCCCUACUGAGCAACCUUUGAGACGGUCACUUCUGUACAUAAACCACCUUUGUGAGGCUCUUUCUAUAAAUACAUAUUGUUUAAAAAAAAAAAAGCAGGAGAAAAAGGAAAACAAAGGAAAAUAUCCCCAAAGCUGUUUUCUAGAUUUGUGGCUUUAAGAAAAACAAAAAACAAAA